This is a messenger RNA of Drosophila sechellia, 1809 nucleotides long. RefSeq lists its product as uncharacterized. NCBI's taxonomy places the organism in Eukaryota, Metazoa, Arthropoda, Insecta, Diptera, Drosophilidae. The record is from RefSeq and is a predicted model, not a curated record. The coding region runs from base 46 to 1662 and encodes 538 amino acids. The transcript has a single exon.
UUCCACCACUAAUAACAUAAAAGUUGUUUGCUUACAUUUAAACAAAUGGGCGGCACUAAGUGUUGUUUUCGUGAUUGUCCGGUGGGUUCUAGCCGCAACCCCAGUAUGCACUUCUUCAAGUUCCCCGUUAAGGAUCCGAAAAGGUUGAAAGAUUGGGUGAGGAAUUGUUCAAACCCUGACGUUUCAAAUGCACCGCCGUCCAAACUGGCAGCCAAAACAGUUUGUGCCCGGCACUUUCGUGCGGAAUGCUUCAUGAACUACAAAAUGGACAGACUCAUCCCCAUGCAGACGCCUACUUUGUUCAGGAUCAACAGGGAUCUGGCACUAGACUAUGCAGAUCUCGACCAGAACGGUGAAGCUCUUCUCGUGAAGUUGACGCCUCCAAAGCAGCAACACCUAAUACCACCUAAGGAUUUCGAGUGUCCUCUGGGAUUCGUGGAUGGUGAGACACAGAACGUGGAGGUUGUUAAGAAACGAAAUACAGUUGAGUUGACAGAAGAGGAGGAGCAGCGAAAAGGAAAAGACGAAGCCGACGAAGUUUCCGGAAAUCUCCAUGUGCUGGGUACGGAGCAGGAACAGGCUUUUGUACCGAAGGAGAAAGCAACGGCGGCGAACAAGAGUUCUACAUCAACAAGCGCUUCGGCUAUGCCUCAAAACAUUCUAGAUAUAAUAAGUCAACUACAGCCUUCAUUGGGCAUCAAAUUGAUUAAAAGACCAGUAAAGAGUCAACCAGGAAGCGAGAAUGAGUUGCCUCAGCUUGAAGAGCAGCUCCCAAAAGAACAAACUGAUGAACAAACAACCAAGGAAUCAGAAAAGCAUAAUAAAUCGACAAGUUGUAUUAUUGACGUGUACCGACCAAUUAAAGGGACUGUGGUUAGAAAACGUGGGAUGCAGGAGUCAGAUGCUGAUAGACUGAACGAAGAGCAAUCCACCAAGGAGCAGACUAAGAAAAGGAAGCUACCCCAAGAAGCACAAAAGACUGACUCCCAAGCUACACCUGACAACGGUACGAUAUUGAACCGAUGUAGACAAUUGCAAGAGAAAUUCUGGGAUGAGCAGAAUACUCCGAAAUUGGAGAAACCUACCCAAUCCAUCCAAAUUAAUCUUAGUUCUAGCAAUAAAAAUAGUCAAAGUGAUUCCAUUUCCGAAACCUUAUCUGAAUCUUUUCUAAACCUUGAAGAGAGCAUACCACUUAGUACUGACAGUGAGGACGAGUCUGAACCAGAUGAAAAACCAUCUUCCUCGGAAGAUGCCCAGCGCGAUAAGCUUCUUCAGCAGUACGACAAACUGCAGGCCGAGUUUGAAAAGCUGUCGGAGGAGAAUGCGAAACUAAAACGACUGCAAGCGGAGUCCCCGAAGACUUCAGAUCCAAUCAAACCCGCUGCUGUUUCCCUCAGCAAACCCCAUCUGUACAUGGCAAUAAAGAAAUACGUGGGGCCCACGAUGGCCGCCUUGCUGCGCAUGGAAAUGUUUGGCGGCUCUGAGGAUCGCACUUGGAAGGAUGACGAGCGAGAGUUUGCCACAGAACUACUCCAACUGGGCGACGAGGUGUACAAGUACUGUUGCGACGAGUGGCGCUUCCGCCUGCCAUCGAUGCGGAUUGCACGCUCCUGGCUGGAGAAAAAGAAUACGGAAAAUUCGGAAGAGUUUCUAGACUUAUAGAUUAUUUUGCCAUUAUUGACUUGGCAAUUUGAGGGGUAUUUUACUGAUAAAUUAUUUUAUAUAUUACUUUUAAUCAUAACAUCAGUUCCGGAUUCAUCUAAUAAAAUAGGUGUAUAUUAAAAACGCUUUAAAAUCCAUUUACGCAAA